Messenger RNA from Candidula unifasciata, 2802 nucleotides. NCBI's taxonomy places the organism in Eukaryota, Metazoa, Mollusca, Gastropoda, Stylommatophora, Geomitridae. The record is from the annotation of a GenBank genome assembly.
AUGUCUUUUAAUAUAGACGCCCCUCCUUCUUUAGACACUGUUAACCAGGCUCUACAAGCUCUUUACAACAAUCCCGAUGUCACGGGCAAGGAGAAAGCGUCCGUUUGGUUAGGAGAACUUCAAAAAUCCGUGUAUGCCUGGCAGAUUGCAGAUCAGCUUCUGCAGCUGAACCAGAGCUUGGAAUCAUGCUACUUUGCUGCUCAGACCAUGCGAACAAAGAUACAGUAUGCUUUUCAUGAACUACCCCCUGAGUCGCACCAGUCCCUCCGUGAUUCUUUGCUCGGACACGCUUCAAAAAUUGCUCCAGGAACCCCACCUGUCAUUGUCACACAGCUCUCCUUAGCUUUGGCAGAUCUUGCUCUCCAGAUGGCCACUUGGAAGUCGGCGGUUGUAGAUUUUAUUGAGAGAUUCAGCAAAGAGCACAUGGGUUUUCUGCUAGAACUUCUUACAGUUUUACCUGAAGAGAUAAGCAGCCGCUCGCUUCGCCUAGGAGCCAAUCGGCGAAAGGAAAUCACAGAAGAACUGAUUUCUGUGAGUCCUGUGGUCAUACAGCUGCUGACUCAUGUGAACACAACAGUGACAGGAGAGGAAGAACGAGACCAGAGAAUAAGGAGUAAGUCCUACAAGGUGAUGGGAAGCUGGUUCUCAGUUGGGGCCAUACCCCAGCAGGUGCUUCUAUCUACACAGCUCAUGAAUUUCCCGUUCCAGGCUUUGGCUAAUGUUAAUUGCCCAGCAUUUCUCCACGAAGCUGCUACAGACUGUGUUUGUUCAGCUUUAUACUGUUCUGAGGACUUGGAGAAGUUCCAAGAGCUGGCCCAGAAGCUCUUCCAGGGAGUGAUGACCUUGGUGCCAGCUUAUCACCAGGCAGAUAAACAUGAGGAGUCUGACAAGUGCUUGAACUACUGCAGAAUCUUUACAGAGCUGAGUGAAACUUUGUUCAACAUGAUGUUGAACUCACCAAACCAGGGACUGGGAACAUUUCAGCUUCUUGAUCUUCUGCUGAUGUGUGUUGGACACCACUUGUACGAGGUGGGGGAGAUAACUUUCAACUUCUGGUAUCGGUUAUCGGAAGAACUUUACCAGCGAGAUAACCAGGAGCUGACCGACAUGUUUAAACCAUACAUACAGACUUUAAUACUGUCCUUGUGCCAGCAUUGUCAGAUGGAUGAAGACCACGAAGGGGUACCUGAUGAGUCUGGGGAUUUUGGAGAUUUCAGGGUCCGGGUCUCGGAGCUCAUCAAAGAUGUUGUUUUUAUUGCAGGGUCUUCUUCAUGUUUUAUUCAGAUGUUUGAAAAUCUGAAAUCCCCCAAAACACCCUCCUGGUGUGUGGCAGAAGCAGCUCUCUUUGUGAUGACAGCCGUAGCAAAAAAUAUUUUACCGGAAGAAAAUGAGAUAGUGCCUCAGGUUGUGGAGUCCAUUCUUGCCUUGCCAGACAGCACUCAUAUCUCGGUGAGAUACACCAGCAUUCAGCUGUUGGGAGAGCUGUCUGAGUGGAUAGAGAACCAUGCCAGUUUACUUGACUUAAUCCUCCAGUAUUUGCUCGUGGGCCUCCAGCAACCUCAGCUUUCAUCGAUUGCUGCCAACGCCCUGCAGAACAUCAGCACGCAGUGCCGAGAUCACAUGACCAACCAUUUCCAGGGACUCAUGCACAUCGUCAAGUCCAUGGAGACGUUCAGUCUGUCAUCAGAUGCAGCCAUUGGUCUGCUCAAAGGAACAGCCACCAUCUUAAGCCGAUUACCAUCCAACGAUAUUACAGAAGCUCUCAGACAACUGUGUGCCUGCCAGAUUUCUCCACUAGAGAAGUUACUUUGUGAAGAAAGUGGACCGGUGAAGCACGGAGCAGCAAAUGACCCCACAGUAUGGCUGGACAGACUAGCUACAGUGUUUAGACAUACAAAUCCUUCAGUGCCCAGCGGUCAGACACACCCAUGCCAAAUGGUCAUUUUAGAGGUAUGGCCAGUGUUGUCGAAAGCUUGUGAUAAGUACCAGUCUGACGUUCGAAUCAUUGAAAGAUGUUGUCGGUGUAUACGAUUUGCCAUCCGAUGUUUGGGCAAGAAUUCGGCCAUGUUGCUCACACCUUUAGUCACACAGAUGGUUGGUUUGUAUCAGACACACCAGCAUUCAUGUUUUCUCUACCUGGGCAGUAUUCUAGUGGAUGAGUAUGGAGGCGAGGCAGGCUGCAUACCUGGCUUGUUAGACAUGCUUCAGGCAUUCUGUGGCCCCACGUUCAAGAUCUUAGAAGAACAUAAUGGUUUGAGAAAUCACCCAGACACAGUUGAUGACCUGUUCAGAUUGUGUUUAAGAUUUAUCCAGAGGGCCCCAGUGCCAUUCCUCCAGAGCAGCAUGGCCAAGCCCAUUAUGUGCUGCGCUAUCGCUGCAUGUUCGCUAGACCACAAGGAUGCCAAUGCCUCAGUUAUGAAGUACCUCUCCGACAUGAUCAAAUGUAUGCGAGAGAAAGAGGACAGGGAAGACUUUCAGCUACGCUGGACUUUGGUGAAGAAACUUCUAGAAGAUCACGGACAGUCCCUGGUGGUGGCCCUGAUCAACGCGUGCCUAUUCUGUUUACCGACAUUUAUGUCAGCAGACGUCAGUGAAGUGCUGUUUGAACUGAUGUUAAUAGACAGACCAACCUUCUGUGUGUGGCUGGAACAUACGCUGAAAGCCCUGCCCACAGAGAGCAGUGGGGGAGCAGUGACAGCUACUAAAAAACAACUGGCAGAUUUCCACAAGGCUUGCACCAGUGCCGAGGAUAUCAAGCAGGUCAGCGGUGCCCUUCGAGAGUUCUGUCGUCUGUAUAGAUAG